AUGCCUGUGGCCCCUGUCUUGCGUGGCGCUGGGGCUGGCCUGCCCCGUCGUGCGGGUCUUCGUGCAUGCGGUCGCAUGAGGUGGCUGCGAUGCGCGUCGACGGCAGCAGCUGCGCCACCGAAUCGCGAUCGCGUAGCAUAUGCCCUGGAACAGCUCGGACCCCUCUUCCAGCCCACGUCUCCUUGGACGCAGCGUGUACAGACAGCUGCACAUGCUUUGCGCACCAACGAAAAGGGCGAGCUCCGACGCAUCGCUAUCGUAGGCGCACCACAUGGCUUUGUUGAUACGAUCCUCGCUGAUCCCCUGGACGAGCGUGUCUCGAAUCUCUUGGCGGCGUAUCCCCGACAUGCCCACACACGCAUCCAGCACGGACAGGGCGGAUGGACGGCAGGAGGUGAAUGGACUCUGCCACUCUCGUGGCUUCAUGGCAUCGAACUGUUUGAAUGCGCACCCGAAGCUGUAGAAGACGCUGAUACACUGACGCAGUUGCUGGCGUGCGAUGCUGUGUACCUCGUGGUGCGUGCAUCAGACCUGGCGCAUCAAGAUACCAGAGCAGCUUCUUCGGUCAUGGCACUCGCGCGCAGACUCGCGACAAAGCCCCACACACGUCUCUUGGUCGACUGCGACGUUGACGCCGCGUAUGGCCAACACGCUGCGGCGCAAUGGGCCAAGAGUGCCGAGCUGGUCCGUACGCACAUCGACUCACAUCUCCUUGAGCGCCUUGCGCGCCACUCGUCUUCGGAUGAAGUGCGGGGCGCGCAUCUCGUGUCGCAUGCGCUCGCACAGCACGCUCAAGCUGUGCUUUGUGAACAAGGCCUGCCUGAGUACGCACGCAUUCUGCGGGCUUCGCGCUUUGCUGCCUUGUACACGCAGUUUCAAUCGGCCGUGAAUGAUCCGCACGCACGCGCAGAGCACGUUGCACUCGCGGCUUUCCACGCUGCUACUGAUGCGGAAUGUGUCGAGGGCGAGCGACUCGCGACAGGCGCCGGGUGGGCCCGUGUUCUUGAGGCGGACGUGGCGCACGACAUGGCGGACGUUCAGAGGCGUCUUGUGCCCACGAGCGACGCAGAUACGGACAAAUCGCCCGCUGUCUCCCAACGCCGCGGCGACCGCAGCGCCAAGCCUCAUGGUGCACAGGCAGACGCACGUCACCUCGUGCAAGAUACGCUACGAACGCAGUUCCCAUGGUGGCGCCUGCUGUGGCGCAUCGAUGAACUUCGUUUGGCCCUGUCGUACGCUGUAGGACGCAGCUUUGGUACGCGGGACGAAAUACUGCUCACGUACGAAGCAGGCCGCUUGCGUGGCGCGGCCUCGGAACAAUAUGCCCGAGCACUGCAAACACUCGAUGAGAUUCGGGCGUCUGAUCGACGGCAUGCUCUGGAGUCGGACCGUGGUGCCUGCGCUGAUCAGCCAUCGCUGGACUCGGCCACGCUCCGUAAUGCUCUGGCAUCGUAUGAUGAGCGAUACAUGGGCGCUUUGCUGCAUGCCCACUGCCUGUCCGAGCCUCUGUUGGAGCGCCGGGCCCAGCUACUUUCACCCUCAGGCACGAUCCACACACUCGUUACGCGUGCUCAAAGAGCCGUGGCAACAACGUUUGGCGCGCUUGGCCUAAGCUACGCCACCUUUGCUGUCGGUAUGUUGGCACACGGCUCGCCAAAUACCCUACUGUCCACGGCACACGUUCCGACCGCUCCCCGACCAACAUCGACCAUGUCGGAAGCUCUGGCAACCGUUUCGUGGCUGCCAGACCUGACACCCGUCCUGUCGUGGACAAGUAUGCUGGCCAUGACCCCCACGACGGCUGGUGCUUCUGCACUCCUAGCAACGAUGGCCUGUGCCUACUAUCUACAGGGCCGAUGGACACGUGCCAAGCGUGCAUUCUGGUGGGACUGGGACCGGACGGUCGAGAUGGCUGAGCGCGAACAGAAGACAUGCAUCGACACAGUGCUGCGGACGCAGGUGUAUGGAGCGCCCCUGCAAGUAGCACACGCGCUGCGGGAGCAGAUCGAGGCGCGUCAACCACAGCACCAGGCGCGCCUGCAGAUACUGCGUGAGGUCCGCUCACAUCUGGCAGAUGAGUAG
Molecule: messenger RNA, 2082 nt
Organism: Malassezia restricta
Lineage: Eukaryota; Fungi; Basidiomycota; Malasseziomycetes; Malasseziales; Malasseziaceae
Exons: 1
Coding region: 1-2082 (693 amino acids)
Source: RefSeq, a predicted model, not a curated record